Messenger RNA from Drosophila serrata, 477 nucleotides. RefSeq names its product exit protein of rhodopsin and TRP A (gene Xport-A). Lineage: Eukaryota; Metazoa; Arthropoda; Insecta; Diptera; Drosophilidae. The record is from RefSeq and is a predicted model, not a curated record.
ACUGGGCCAUCGGUGUGAAUCAUUUGCGGUGCAGCACUUGGCGUGGUAGGACGAUCCAAACAGAAGUACUGCAUCCAUCUGGAUGCCAUGAAAUCGAAGAAAUCGGCCUUUGCCAAUACGUCCACUGGAUACGGCAGGCACAAGCACAGCGGACACGGCGGACACGGUCACGGAAAGGGACACGCCCAUGGUCAGGGUGGAACCUCCUUCAAAGACAAAGCCGAGGGUUCAGGCAAGGAAAAGUCCCCGAAUCAUCAUGAGCAGAAGGAGGAGGAUAAGGAUUUAAAUUCCGGUUUCGGCGACUAUCUUCGCACACCGGAGGCAUUUGAGAUGAUGAAACUGUUUGUCUUUGCAAAUACAAUAAUGUUAAUUGUCACCAUGGCCUGGCCUCAUAUUAAGGAGCAAUUCUACAUGGUUAAUCAGUGGCUGGAGACCUUCCGCGAAGAUCACAAACAGUGAAGAAUCUAUCAAAAAGUC